This is a messenger RNA of Caenorhabditis angaria, 855 nucleotides long. The record is from the annotation of a GenBank genome assembly. NCBI's taxonomy places the organism in Eukaryota, Metazoa, Nematoda, Chromadorea, Rhabditida, Rhabditidae.
AUGGUGAAGACAAUUGUUGGUUUCGGUGCCGUUUGUGGUAUUACUUCUAUUUUAGCAUGCCUUUGGGCUGCAAUUGUUAUCACAAAUGAUAUCAAUUCAAUGUAUGAUGAUGUUAUGGGAGAACUUGGAUCAUUCCGCGAUAUUUCUGAUGAUACUUGGGGAAGUCUUGUUGAUGUUCGUCGUGGAGCUGGAGAAUCAGCUGAAGAAUAUGUUCGUGGAAUCUUUGGUCGUCAUAAGAGAUCAAACUCUCAAUGUAGUUGUGGACUUCCAUCUCAAGGUUGUCCAGCUGGAGCACCAGGAAAUCCAGGAUCACCAGGAGAACCAGGAGCAACUGGACCAGACGGAAAGAGUGGACCACCAGGAUUACCAGGACUUAAUAUUCCAGUUCCAAAUGAUUUCCCUAAGGAAUGCAUCAAAUGUCCAGCUGGACCACCAGGACCAGAUGGUCUUCCAGGACAAGAAGGAUUCCAAGGAUUGCCAGGAGAUGCUGGAAAGAGAGGAGCACCAGGAAAAGAUGGAGAACCAGGAAGAAUUGGAGAUAUUGGAGAUGAAGGACAUCCAGGACAAGAUGGACAACCAGGACUUGCUGGACCACCAGGAAGAGAUGGAUUAACUGGAAAAGGAGCACCAGGUAUUGCUGGAAGACCAGGAUUGCCAGGAGCAAGAGGAGAACCAGGAAAUAAUGGAAAUCCAGGAGAAGGAGGUCAACAAGGUAAUCAAGGACCAACUGGACAACCAGGAAAAGAUGGUUUCAAUGGAAAUGAUGGAACUCCAGGACAAGCUGGACCACAAGGACAAGUUGGAGCUGAUGCCGAAUAUUGUCCAUGUCCAGAAAGAAAACGCAGACGUGUUUAA